UUACAUUUUGGAACAAUAUUAAUUGCCAAGGGAAGGCCUGAACACAAGUUAAUUACCCUUCAACCCAUGCAAUUAAAUCCACAGAUGAUAAAACGCCGAGAAACACGGAUCUCCUCUCCAUUUUCAACCCUCUUUAUGAGUAUAAAUACCCUCACUAGAACAAGUUAAAUUGUCAAGCAUAAUAAUAAUUAUAGAGAGUAAAUAAUAAAAGAGAAAGAAAGAAAUAAAAAGGAUAGUAUAUAACUUAUCCAAAAAAUUUCUUUCUUUCACCUUUUCACUCUCAAAUAUAAUAAAUAAAUAAUAAAUAGAAAAUCUUUCUUUUGUUACAAUUUGUACAUAUUUACCCGAUCGAAUAGGGAUAAAUAAAGCUCGAUCGAUCAAUGGCGGUUGGAGUAGGUAUCGAUUCCGGUGGUGGGAAGCAGUAUGAAGGACGUGUUACGCCUUUCGUCAUCGCCACUUGUCUUGUGGCCGCUACCGGUGGACUCAUUUUCGGUUACGACAUUGGUAUUUCAGGAGGAGUAACAUCGAUGGACGAGUUUCUGAUGAAAUUCUUCCCAUCGGUUUACGCAAAGGAAGAGUUUGUUCAUCUAUUCUUUUCCUUAAUACUAAAUCUCCUAUCAUCUUUAGUCGCCUCCUUCUUCUCCGCUGCCACCACCAGAAAACUCGGCCGGAAAGCCUCCAUGACCGUCGGGGGUCUGGUCUUCCUGGUCGGAGCAAUUCUCAACGGUGCCGCGAUGAACGUGUGGAUGCUCAUCAUCGGCCGCAUACUGCUCGGUGUCGGCAUCGGGUACGCCAACCAGUCGGUCCCCGUGUACCUAUCGGAGAUGGCUCCGGCGAAGAUCAGGGGAGCUCUGAACAUAGGGUUCCAAAUGGCGAUCACGAUCGGCAUCUUCGCGGCCAACCUGGUCAACUACGGGACCGCGCAGAUGAAGGAGAACGGGUGGAGGGUGUCGUUGGGUCUCGCCGCGGUGCCGGCGCUGAUAAUGACCGUCGGAGCUCUGUUCCUCCCCGACACUCCGAACUCGUUGAUCGAGAGAGGGAUGAAGGAGGAGGCGCGUGAGAUGCUGCAGAAGAUACGGGGGACGACGGAGGUGGACGCGGAGUACGACGACCUUGUGGAGGCGAGCGAGGUUUCGAAGCUGGUGGAGAAUCCAUGGAAGACGAUCAUGGAGCCGAGGUACAGGCCGCAGCUUGUGAUCACAGCACUCAUCCCCUUCUUCCAGCAGCUCACCGGUAUCAACGUCAUCAUGUUCUACGCUCCGGUCCUCUUCAAAACCCUAGGGUUUGGCGACGACGCCGCACUCAUGUCCGCCGUGGUGUCCGGCCUCGUCAACGUCUUCGCCACCGUCGUCUCCGUGUUCACCGUCGACAAGUUCGGGCGGCGUGCCCUGUUCCUGGAGGGCGGAAUACAGAUGUUCGUGUGCCAGAUCGCCACCGGAGCAUUGAUCGCUUCCGUUUUCGGAGUGUCCGGAGACGGCGCGUUCAGCAAGGAGAAAGGGAACUUGGCAUUGGCCUUGAUAUGCAUCUACGUGGCGGCGUUCGCGUGGUCGUGGGGACCGCUAGGGUGGUUGGUGCCGAGUGAGAUCCACCCGUUGGAAACGAGAUCGGCAGGACAGUCGAUGAACGUGUCGGUGAACAUGUUCUUCACGUUCGUCAUCGGACAGCUGUUCCUAUCGAUGCUUUGCCAUUUGAAGUUCGGGUUGUUCUUCUUCUUCGGGGGAUGGGUUUUCGUGAUGACGGUGUUCGUGUACUUUUUCAUCCCGGAAACGAAGAAUGUGCCGAUCGAAGAGAUGAACAGAGUAUGGAAGAGCCAUUGGUUCUGGGGUAAAUAUAUUCCUGAUGAUGCACCCGGUCUUGCCAAUGCCCACCAUAACAACAAUGCUUGAUUCUUAUAUAUAUUAUUAAUGUAACCUUUGAAGAAGAAUGAAUUAUAAUGUGU
Molecule: messenger RNA, 1939 nt
Organism: Erythranthe guttata (spotted monkey flower)
Lineage: Eukaryota; Viridiplantae; Streptophyta; Magnoliopsida; Lamiales; Phrymaceae
Source: RefSeq, a predicted model, not a curated record